AUGAUUAGCCAGGAGCGGCGUGAGAAGAUGGAGAGGCAAAGCUGGCAAGUCGUCGGCAGCCACUCUGCGACCAAGCUCUGUCGCUGGACGAAGUCAAUGCUGCAAGGCAAAGGGGGCUGCUACAAGCACACCUUCUACGGGAUCGCCUCUCACCGGUGCAUGGAACACACCCCGAACGUCUCCUGCGCUAACAAGUGCGUUUUCUGCUGGAGGAACCACAUCAAUCCCGUGGCAAUGGACUGGAAGUUUGAUACAGAUGACCCCGAAGAGAUCUUAGAGGAGUCGCUGCGGAAACACUACAGCACCAUCGAGAAGCAAUGCUUGUCCCCAAAUGCCUUGGAGGCCCGCAAGGAAGAGGCUCGACAGGUGCGGCACUGCGCACUCUCCCUAGUGGGCGAGCCUGUCGCGUACCCGCGCAUCGCAGAGUUUGUGGCCGCCCUGCAUCGACGCCGCAUCUCCUCAUUCCUGGUCACCAACGGCCAGUUCCCGGAGGCCCUGCGCCAGCUGCCACGAGUGACGCAGCUCUAUCUGUCUUGCGAUGCUGCAGACCGCCAUCACCUGCAGCAGGUGGGAAGGCCCCUAUUCAAGGACUUCUGGGAGAGAUACCUGGAGUCCAUGGAAAUUCUUCGCGACCGCACGGAGCGAACCGUCUGCCGGCUGACGCUGCUCAGGGAUGUCAACAUGGGCUCCCCUUCCGAGUGGGCAUCCCUGCUGAGGCGCUGCGAGCCCGAUUUCAUCGAGGUCAAGGGCGUGACCAUGGCCGGGCUGUUUGCCAAGAGUGGCCUGGGCACCAUGAACAUGCCCACGCACCUCGAAGUGAAGCAGUUUGCCGAAGCUCUUUCUGCGGAGCUACCAGGCUACAGCCUGUGCUGUGAGCACGAGCACUCCAACUCGGCGUUGGUGGCCUCUGAGCGUUUCCAUGACGGUGAGGGCUGGAGGACCUGGAUCGACUUCGAGCACUUCGCGGACUCUUGGGAGUCUGCGGAGCUGACGGCUCAGGACUACACGUCGCCGACGCCCGACUGGGCUUUGCUGGGAUCUCCUGGCGAGGGGUUCGCGCCCACGGAGACAAGGAAGCUACGUGCCCGACCUCGCCCCGUCCUCUCUGAAGAGAAGGAGAAUUGGCGCCAGCGAUGGGCAUCCGAGCCGAAGGCCGUAGAUCUUGGGAAGCUGAGCCCAGAACUUCCCUAG
Symbiodinium natans is the source of this 1191-nucleotide messenger RNA. NCBI's taxonomy places the organism in Eukaryota, Dinophyceae, Suessiales, Symbiodiniaceae. The record is from the annotation of a GenBank genome assembly.